Trichoderma breve is the source of this 1965-nucleotide messenger RNA. Its product is annotated as heterokaryon incompatibility protein (HET) domain-containing protein. The record is from RefSeq and is a predicted model, not a curated record. The coding region runs from base 1 to 1965 and encodes 654 amino acids. The transcript is spliced from 3 exons. NCBI's taxonomy places the organism in Eukaryota, Fungi, Ascomycota, Sordariomycetes, Hypocreales, Hypocreaceae.
AUGGCCUCUGAUGUGCAAAACCAAUUCCUCUGCCCCCCUUGUCGAAGCUUCAUUGCCUGGACCAAGAUCCCAAACUUAACAUCUGAAGCCGGAUUUGAGACGCCUUACAAGCCAAGUUUUGAAGCUCUCGAGGCUUCAGCGACCCACUGCCCCCUUUGCCAACAUGUUUUUCGGGAUGUCCUAAAUGGGAAGCCUCGUUAUGAUGGGCGAGAACCUACUCCAGUGUCAUACAGAAUAUUUGCCGAAGUCAAUACGGGGUCCGAACGACGCUUAGUAAACGUCACUUGGGUAGAAGAUCUUCCGUUCCCAAGUGCAGGCCCUCGAGACCCAGUAUACUAUCUUGCACAUCCUGAAAGCAUUGAAAAUAGAAUAUUAUGGAGAGAAAAGGUGCCGUCGUUCGACUCUCGUCUGAAAGCUCUCUCAGAAUGGAUAUCAGAAUGUGACCGUCAUCAUACCCGAUGCGUCGAAAAGCCAACAGUAAGGCCUCGAAGGCUUUUAGAUCUGUCCGACGUUGGGAAUUCGAGAGUAGUGAGAUUAAUCGAAACCUCUACUUCUGUUGAGAUCGACGUUCGCUAUUCUACUCUUAGUCACUGCUGGGGACCCCCCACCUCCGAGCCGCCACUAAAGACUACGUCAACCAAUUUAAACAGUCACUAUAUAGGUAUACCGGUAGAAAAUUUGAAUCUCAACUUUAGAGAUGCCGUCUUCAUUUCCGUUAAGCUUGGCCUCCGAUACUUAUGGAUCGAUUCCCUAUGCAUCAUCCAAGAUGAUCAUGAAGACUGGGAAAUGGAAGCAGCAAAAAUGGCAGACAUAUACCGCCAAAGCUAUAUCAAUCUCGCUGCCUCUGCGGCACAUGAUGCGCAUGGAGUCCGUUACAACCUAUCGACCCAAGCCGCAGUGAGCUCAUCGGAUGAGCUUUACGAGGAAGUUAUGAUCAGGCCUACGACACUAAAAGAAGAGUCUCGUAAACUUUUAUCUCGUUCAUCUUCUCCGUACUUUGCACGGGGUUGGGUACUCCAAGAAGUAGCGCUUGCUCCGCGGACGAUAUACUUUACAACCGAUCAAAUGAUGUGGCAAUGCCGGCACCUUUUUGAAUCCGAAGACAGAACAUGGUCUUCAAGCGGUGGAAUACCGGCAUUAACUUACGCUUAUUCAACCUCAGAAAUUUUUGACUUUACGAAAAAACAGAAAGCCUUCUCAAUAUGGCAAGUGUGGCUGAAGUCAUAUGUGACUCGAGAGCUUUCAUAUCCCUCCGAUGUCGCAGCCGCAGCCGCAGGCUUAAUCAACUAUUACCAAUCUGCAACUGGGUACACACCUAUGCUUGGGCUGUGGAAAGAAACGCUGUAUGCUGAUCUGCAGUGGUCAAUUUCGGGUGGUCACUUCCAGGACGCGCCUCCAAGAAACAACUUUCCAUCUUGGUCUUGGUUAUCUCUUUUACCAUGCGGUAACCCAGGAGUAUCGUGGGAUGAUAUUACGUAUCUUGGGAGCACAGCCCAGUCUCUUCGAAUUGAAGAGUGGGAGGAGAAGUGGAGCGGUCUACCUUUUACAUCGGCACUCCAGUUCUCAAGACUGGUGAUUUCAACGAUUACUCAAGAUGGAAUACUUUCCGUUCCGUCUGCUGAAAGUGAGACUGUUUCAAGUGUGAAGGUUGAAGUUCAGGGAAGCCGCAUAUGGUACGACUAUCCCAAGAUCGAAUACCAGCUACCUGUGGGAUCAAAACAUGCAGUUAAGUUAGCUCAUCUCGAGCAAACCAUAUUUCGAUAUGACACCACCGGUAUCGCACGUUCAAUUCGGGACAGCUAUCUUGUUUUAAGAAUGACAACAGAUAAUCCUCCCCGAUAUCAACGACUUGGGACUGGUAAGAUUUAUACAUCCAUUGAUGAAAAAGUAGACACCUGGAGUCCAACAGGCCACUUGGAGAGACACUUUAAAGAAUCAGAUAGACAGAUUAUCGAACUAGUGUGA